Molecule: messenger RNA, 790 nt
Organism: Elaeis guineensis (African oil palm)
Lineage: Eukaryota; Viridiplantae; Streptophyta; Magnoliopsida; Arecales; Arecaceae
Cellular component (GO): chloroplast inner membrane; chloroplast thylakoid membrane
Source: RefSeq, a predicted model, not a curated record
CUCUUCCAACCAAAGAAGCCGAGACCGCAUAGAGAUAGAUAGAGAGAGAGAGGGAUCCCAUCUUUCAUUCUCCGAGACGCCUUUCGUGCUUCGAUCGCCAUGGCGGCGUCUUCCGCUACUUUUUUCAUCACCGGUGGAGUUCACUCUGAGAAAUUCAGCCCUCUGUCCAACAAGCGCAGAGUAUCAGGUGGUUUUCAAUCUCAAUUGGCAUUUUGUCAGAAUUCAAGGCAGCUGAGCCACCGUCGGUUGACGCCCAUUCAUGCUGAGUACAGUGAUGGUUCAAGAGGUGGGGGUGGUGAUUUUCUUGCUGGUUUCCUUUUAGGUGGAGCAGUUUUUGGAACACUAGCCUAUGUCUUUGCUCCACAGAUCAGGAGAUCCUUACUGAAUGAAGAUGAAUCUGGAUUCCGGAGGGCAAAGCGGCCCAUAUAUUAUUAUGAUGAAGGUUUAGAGAAAACUCGUCAGAUGCUGAAUGCAAAGAUAAGUCAGCUGAAUUCAGCCAUUGACAAUGUUUCUUCUCGGUUGAGAGGUGGAAAUAAUGUGGUGACAGAGCCUAUCGAAGCUGAACCUGAAGUUGAAGCCUCCAUGUAGGCAUUGUUGUUGCUUUAUAGUUUCAAAUCAUCUCAUCUUGUUGAAGUGGUCACUGUCAUGUUGCUUGAGUCUCUUGAUCAUAAUCUCUAUUUGCUUCCAUGUAAAAUCUGUUUCUGUACCCGUUUCUUCUGGGUUUGUCAUGCAGUUUUUUCAUUUGGAUAUAAAUUUUGAAGCUAGAUCAUGAGCAACGGUUGGCAAAUCA